GGGGCGGAGCCGCGCGGAGCAGGCGGCGGAGGAGCGUCGUCAUCGCGAUCGCGGCGGAGGGCGAAUUUGAGUGACGACUGAAGACGAGCGGGAUAGGGAGGUCAGAAACACACGCAUUCAGGCCCAACCGCCCAAGGCCGUGACUAGCCGGCAGGCGGCAGCUGCUACCCGCCUAGCCUACCCCCACUCGGCCACACAGACCAGCACACGGCCGCUGGGCCACACCGCCACACAGAGCAGCAGGCAGCAGCACCGGCCACAAGGGGAGGCGAAUUCAGGUUGGCCGGAGCCUGGAACGAGGGAUGGCUGCCGCCUCGCUCGCGUUGGCGAGUCCUCUCCGGCUUCUCCUCCGCGUCUCUCGCCCGCGCGGAGCCAUCCCCGUGCCGUGCUGCUUCAUCUCGCGAGGACGGUAUAGCACCGCCAUUGCCGUCGCAGCAGCUAGGGAUUCGGCGGUGAAAGGAAGCGUGGACAGGAAUUCAGCAGAGGAAGUCAGGAAUAUUCUGGAUAUGGCACAAAGGGCUUCCCAACGAAGAGAUGUUUUCCACACCAAUUUUCUUACUCCGCCUAUAGUGAAAGAGGCUAUGCUGGCAGUUGAAAAGUUAGCAGAUAUCAAAGCAGUAGCUCAGGGUGGUUACCCUCAGGCCGAGAGGUGCCGAAUCUCUGUUGGACACCCGGACUUCAUGACGAGUAACCCAGAUGUAGUUGCUGCUUUGAGCAUAUCAGGGAAUUUCCGGUUGGAACCCUGUUCUCAUGGUGACUUUCUUGGUGCUAUUCUCGGGACAGGAAUAACAAGGGAGAAAGUUGGAGAUAUUCUUUUGCAGGGGGAACGAGGUGCCCAGGUUCUUGUUGAUCCAGGACUUGUUGACUAUCUGAUUUCUACCCUUGAAAAGGUGGGGAAAGUUGGUGUUUCAUGCACUCAGAUUCCUUUGCUUGCUCUAGAAUAUGAACCGCCAAGAACCAAUUCGUUUAAAACUGUAGAAUCAUCGCUCAGGGUUGAUGCCCUUGCCAGUGCAGGAUUUAAAAUCUCACGCACAAAGCUAGCUAGCUUGAUAAGUUCUGGUGAUGUUCGUGUGAAUUGGACACCAACAACGAAAAAUGGAGUUACCCUCAAAUCUGGAGAUGUUGUUUCUGUCAGUGGGAUGGGAAGGUUAAAGAUUGGAGAAAUUGUAACUACGAGGAAAGGAAAAUAUGCGGUUGAGUUGAUUCGCUAUUUGUAAUCAUGGGACUGGUCUACUUUCACGACUGAAGUUAAUGGUUGAAGAAAAGGUUCCGUGGCUCCUGUGUUCGGACUUUUUUGUCAAAUUAUUAGCUAUAUACUACGGGAUCUCACAAAAGACAUGUACUCAUAAUCCUUGUACACCUCAACUAAUUGAUAUAGUUUCCUGCUAGCGCUAAAUGCUCUAUAUGUCGGUGCGUUUGGUUAGAUGUAGGAAUGGGAGUUUAGAAGUGGGUAGGUGUAUAAUUUUUUGUUUGUUUGUUUGGUGGGAAUAAGAAUUUUGACUGGAUGGGCUGGGGGCAAACUCCCAACGACUUUUUAUGUGGAAAAGGUGGAUGCCCCCGCACUGUUCAUCAUGGUUAUGUACAAUUUUUCACUUGCAAGUCUCAAACCCAUGAAUUCAUUUUCCAGUUA
Molecule: messenger RNA, 1630 nt
Organism: Sorghum bicolor (sorghum)
Lineage: Eukaryota; Viridiplantae; Streptophyta; Magnoliopsida; Poales; Poaceae
Product: putative RNA-binding protein YlmH
Exons: 11
Coding region: 303-1217 (304 amino acids)
Molecular function (GO): RNA binding
Source: RefSeq, a predicted model, not a curated record